UAGCAACCUGUGUUACCAGUUGUACAUCUAAAAGCACCUCGCAUCAACCAUUACUUUGGGUCCGGUAUAACGGAAUAUUCCACUUUAAAUCUGAUGGUUACGCAGUAUUCUCGUAUUGUUAUUAGUAACUUGACGUGACUUGUUAGGAUUGAAAAAUUCAUUACUCUUCGAAGUUAUUCACCUACUUACUUGAAAAUUCUUCGAGGACCUUUAUUCGAGUAAUUUCUAUUGAAAUGCCUGUUAAAUUAUUUUACACUAUUGCCAGCCCGCCAGUCAGAGCUGUUAUCCAUACUUUGAAAGCAUUAAAUGUACCGUAUGAAUUGGUAGAUGUGAAUUUGUUAAAAGGAGAACACCGUUCAGAGGAAUUUCUCAAGCUCAAUCCUCAACAUACAGUCCCCACAAUCCAAGAUGAGGAUGGAUUCGCUAUAUGGGAAAGCCACGCCAUCAACGCUUAUUUGGUGAAUAAGUACGGAAAAAAUGAUAAAUUAUAUCCGAAAGAUCCGAAAUCUCGAGCCAUUGUUGAUCAACGACUUCAUUUUGAUAAUGGCGUACUCUUCACUUCACUGAGAACCAUCGCAAGAAAAAUUUUCUUUGAAAAAUCAAUAACAAAAAUCACUGAUGAAUGGAAAUCUUACAUCGAAGAGGGAUACGAUUUCCUGGAAAAAUUCCUGGUUGGAAACCAAUACGCUGCGGGAAAUGAUAUUACGAUUGCGGAUUUCUCAAUUCUUACAACACUCAGCAAUUUGGUUAUUUUUUUGCCGGUGAACAGUGGAAAAUAUCCCUUAAUAACGGAUUAUGUAAAACGCAGCGAAACGAAUAUACCAGGCCUUAAAGAACUGGAAGAUGAAGGAAAACAAAAAAUUUCUGAAAUUCUAAAAUCGUUCAACUUUGAAAAUUUUUGCUUCGGUGGUUGGUGCCUUACCCAACCUACGUUAGUACACUUGUAUUGUUACCCAGUGCCUGACGUGGUCUAUGUAAUUAUUGAAGUUGAAAAUAUUAAAUACACUCCACAAUUGGUCACUUACUCACUAUCUAUAAAAAUUUUUGAAAAUUUUAUUCGAGGAAUUUACAGUUUUUUAAAAAUGCCAGUGAAACUGUACUGCUCCAUUUUUAGUCCAGCAGUUAGAGCUGUGAUCCAUACUUUGAAAGCUUUGAAUGUACCACAUGAAUUGGUGAUUGUGGAUCUGUUGAAAGGGGAACAUCGUUCAGAGGAAUUUCUAAAGCUCAAUCCACAACACACAGUUCCCACGCUACAAGAUGAAGAUGGAUUUGCGAUAUGGGAUAGUCACGCCAUCAACGCUUAUUUGGUGAAUAAAUAUGGAAAAAAUGAUAAAUUGUAUCCAAAUGACCCGAAAGCUCGAGCCGUUAUCGAUCAAAGACUUCAUUUUGAUAGCGGUAUUUUGUUCACAUCGGUGAGAACUAUCGCAAAAAAAAUCUUCGUAGAGAGGAAAAUAACAAAAAUCACUGAUGAGUGGAAAGCUCUAUUUGAAGAGGGAUACGAUUUUCUGGAAAAAUUUCUGGUUGAAAACCAAUACGUUGCUGGAAAUGAAAUUACAAUAGCGGAUUUCUCAAUUCUGACUACUCUCAGUAAUUCUUCAGUAUAUGUGCCAGUGAACAGCAAAAAAUAUCCUUUAAUAACGGAUUAUCUGAGACGUUGCGAAGCGAUUAUACCGGGUUUCAAACAAUUGGAGGAUGAAGGAAAACAAAGCAUUUUGGAAAAUCUGAAAUUAAUAAAUUUUGAAUUUUAACUAAUAAGCUUCAUUGAUUUGCACUAAAAGGUAUUUUAUCAAAUGUUUAAUUUUAAGGCUGUGGUUGAGCCUAAAUUUCAAAACUUUUACAAUUUAUGUAGUUAAUUAAAGAUCAAUAGUUUAUCGCAUCGUAUUUGUUAUUCAUGCACGUUUGUUCCUCUUGUCAUAAAAUACAAUAAAAAUACCUUUGAAUUUUU
Messenger RNA from Planococcus citri (citrus mealybug), 1945 nucleotides. RefSeq lists its product as uncharacterized. The record is from RefSeq and is a predicted model, not a curated record. Bases 234 to 1748 code for a protein of 504 amino acids. Gene Ontology annotation, molecular function: glutathione transferase activity. NCBI's taxonomy places the organism in Eukaryota, Metazoa, Arthropoda, Insecta, Hemiptera, Pseudococcidae. Gene Ontology annotation, biological process: glutathione metabolic process. The transcript is spliced from 12 exons.